Molecule: messenger RNA, 7063 nt
Organism: Microtus ochrogaster (prairie vole)
Lineage: Eukaryota; Metazoa; Chordata; Mammalia; Rodentia; Cricetidae
Gene: Arhgap20
Product: Rho GTPase activating protein 20
Biological process (GO): regulation of Rho protein signal transduction; signal transduction
Molecular function (GO): GTPase activator activity
Source: RefSeq, a predicted model, not a curated record
GCGAGCGCGGCUCGGGCCGCGGUCCAUGGCCCCGACGGGAGGAGCGCUGCCCGCACCCGCAUCCGUAUCCCGGCGUCCGGCCUGAGCGGACCGCGCGGCGCAGCCACCCUGUCCUGGGCUUGGGAUUAGCUUGCAGAUCUUCUUCAUGGAAGCGAUGUCUCCACAGCAGGAUGGUCUAGGGGGGCAGCCGGGGCGCUCCUCCUCGCUGACAGGGAUGUCUCGCAUCGCGGGAGGCCCAGGCACCAAGAAGAAAAUGAAAACACUAGCAGAAAGAAGGAGGAGUGCCCCGUCCCUUAUCCUGGACAAGGCCUUGCAGAAGCGGCCAAGUACGAAAGACAGUCCCUCUGCUAGCAUCGACACGUGUGCGUUUCUGUCAUCAUUCAUGAGCUCCAGUAGGACUCUGCUGAUUGAUGGGCCAGUGGAACUUCAAAGAGGCCUGCAGAGGCAGGAGCGGCAUCUUUUCCUAUUCAAUGACCUGUUUAUUUCAGCCAAAAUCAAAUAUAACAACAAUUUUAAGAUAAAAAAUAAAAUCAAGUUGACUGACAUGUGGACAGCAAGCUGUGUGGACGAAGUGGGAGAAGGCAACAUGAACGCUCUGAGGUCCUUUGUCCUGGGCUGGCCCACAGUGAACUUUGUGGCCACUUUCAGCUCUCCAGAACAAAAGGACAAAUGGCUCUCUCUCCUCCAGAGAUACAUCAGUCUAGAAAAAGAGAAGGACUAUCCGAAGAGCAUUCCCCUCAAAAUCUUCGCCAAGGACAUUGGGAACUGUGCCUACUUUAAAACCAUAACAGUGAUGAACUCAGACACAGCGAAUGAAGUUAUCAACAUGUCACUACAAAUGUUGGGGAUAACUGGUUCCGAGAGAGAUUACCAGCUGUGGGUGAAUUCAGGAAAAGAAGCAGCUCCGUACCCACUUAUCGGACAUGAGUACCCUUAUGGAAUUAAAAUGAGCCAUCUCCGAGACACUGCCCUCCUGACACAAGGAUCCAAAGACUCAGCCACCGCAUCCCAGCUCCAGGAGCCUUUCCUCAUGGAACAGCUGCCACGGGAGAUGCAGUGCCAGUUCAUCUUGAAACCCAGCCGCCUGGCGACAGCCCAGCAACUGAGCGACUCCGGCCAGAAGACGUUUAAACGAAGGCGCUCUAUCAUCAACUGGGCUUUUUGGAGGGGUUCCAGCACUCACCUGGACAACCUGCCCAUGUCACCGACAUCCCCUAUGCCAGGACAGCUCUUUGGAGUUGCUUUACCAGAUAUUUGUGAGAAUGACAAUCUACCAAAACCCAUCUUGGAUAUGCUUUUCUUCCUUAACCAAAAAGGCCCUCUCACCAGAGGCAUCUUCAGACAGUCGGCUAAUAUGAAAUCCUGCAGAGAACUGAAAGAGAAACUGAAUUCUGGAAUUGAAGUCCCCCUUGACUGUGAGUCAAUCUUCGUGAUAGCGUCUGUGCUGAAGGAUUUUUUGAGAAAUAUCCCGGAAAGUAUUUUUUCAUCAGAUCUGUAUGAUCGCUGGGUCUGUGUAAUGGAUCAAGGAAAUGAUGAAGAAAAAAUUAACACAAUUCAAAGGCUAUUAGAUCAGCUUCCCAGAGCCAAUGUUGUUUUCCUAAGGUAUCUGUUUGGGGUAUUACACAACAUUGAACAACAUUCCUUAUCUAAUCAGAUGACUGCAUUUAACUUAGCAGUGUGUAUCGCUCCAAGCAUUCUUUGGCCUCCUACUUCCUCCAGCCCAGAACUAGAAAAUGAAUUUACAAAAAAGGUUUCACUUCUUAUACAAUUUCUGAUUGAAAAUUGCUGUAGGAUAUUUGGAGAAGAAAUCACUUCUCUCUUGGGGGAUCUCCCUGAGAGAAGCGACAGCAGAGAACACACCUCAGAUACAUCUUGUUUCCAAAUGAACGACUCCUCUUACGACAGCUUGGAAAAUGAGCUCAAUGAGGAUGCUGAUGCUCCGUGCAGUGACCUGGUGACAAAACUUGGCCAGGGGAGCAGAAGCAUGGACUCCGUCUUAACCCUCAGUGACUAUGACCUUGAACAGCCUGAGGUGGAAGGCCUUUUAACUCUGAGUGAUUUUGACUUAGAUCAGUCUAAAGAUGAACACAUUCAAAUGAAACAACCUCUGGAGUCCAAGCCUGUGAAUGUUUUUGUACCCUAUAGGAAAGUUUCACUGGGGGAGCACACUAGGGCCCCAGCUGGCCCAGGUACACCCAGCUGCCUGCCUGUGGCUGCAGCAAAUGCCCCCAAAGUCCUGCGGCGGCACCGGCGCUGCUCAGAGCCCAGUAUCGACUAUCUCGACACAAAGCUCUCUUAUCUCCGAGAGUUUUACCAGAAAAAGCUGCGCAAGUCCAGCUGCGAUGCUGUGCUUUCUAGAAAGGAUGAAGAUUACCUAAAGCAGACCCAGCCCCCGAAGAAAGGGGGUAAGACGUGUUUUAGACAGAGUUCAGUCACGGGCACUGACAUCAGCAAGAAAAAUGCUACUAAUGAACACAUUAAAAAGAAAAGCUUGUCUGGUCACGAAGGAAAUCAAGUGACACCGUUAGCUAAGUCCAAGCCAGUGGCCAUUUCUGUGGCCUCUUACAGUCACACAUCCUCCCAGGACCGGUCCAGGAAGCAACCCUUUGAUGCAGAUACAUGCAGAUUCUCCCCACCACACAUGGGAGACGCCAGGAAGAGCUCGCAGGUACAUCGGCGCUGUUCCGAACCCAGCAUAGAUGACCAAAACUACAAACUGUCCUAUCUCAGGGGGAUCUAUUCAAAGAAACAACACAAAAGCAGCUGGGAGACUGGCCUCUUGCAUGAGGAAGAGGACUAUCUCAGAAGGCACAAGUCUUUGCAACUCGAGGGGCAGAAGCUCAUCAACCAGAGCCUGGUCAUGGGGAUUGAGGUGGGCAAGAGCAGUGGCACACACCAAAGCACUGAGAAGGCCUUGCCCCCAAGACUCAACCUCUGCCCAAGGGCUAGCUAUUCUAGUUUAUCUUCCCCAGGCACGUCCCCAUCCGGCUCCUCGGUAAGCUCCCAGGACAGCGCUUUCUCUCAGAUCUCUGAACACUCUGUGUUUACUCCCACCGAAACUUCCUCUCCAGUAGAUUGCACUUUUCAGGCUCAGAGAAAGCAGGAAGAAGAGCUGUCCACUGACUGUGACAGUCCCGCCCUCGUACCUGGAAUACCUGGUCCCUCCACGGGGCAGGCCAGCAGUCAUCUAACUUAUUUAAGAAAGGGUCCCGUGGAGCAGCCGUCACACAUGCAUUCUGUGACUGUUCACCCCAGCGCAUGGCUGAGAAGUGGUUUGGUCACUUUGAAGAACUGGUCCCUCAAAAAGAAAACAAGAGCAGCCAGACCAGAAGACAGGAAGAUCUGUUCCCUGAAAGAACCUUUGGGGUUCCCUCCACAUGCUCCUGGUACUCCAGAGGCAGACCCUCUGCAAGAGAGUCAGGAUGACAUACACCUAAGGGCACAUGAAGGACCUGGAGUUGCACAGACGGCCCGUGGGUACGGUUUCUGUGCCGGCCAGGACUCUGGGCAACACUCCACCUCUCCGCUCCACCUGCUGGAAGGCAGACUCAAGCUUGGUAUGAAGUUGCAGGAGGGAGAAGAGAGCGUAGGGCAGCACUCUUCUGACAGCCCCUGGGAAGGAGCCUCAGCAAAUCUGGAGAUUGUGGAGGAUGUGACCAGCCCAGAUACAGAACCUACAACAGCCUGCGAUGCUGGGGACAGACAUUUAACCAAAGACAGUGACCUGCAAUAAGAAUAUUAUAUCAAAAUAAAUUAUCCGAUAUCUUUAAGAACAGGAACCGGGCUAAUGAAAACAAGGAUAGUAACUAGUAUAACCCCCUUUUCUAAGACACCUGGGGUAGGUAGCAUGAGGACAAUCAUUGCUAAUACGACAGUUUCUUUGUUAAGAUUAUGUGGUAAAAGCUGGUUUAAAAGUUUCAUCAUCUAAAGUUCCGAAAGGCUUCCCUAUUAAAGCAUUAAGUUAGUCCUUUUCUGAGACAUUAGGAUCCUGACAGAAGGGUAGAAGAGGUGUCCUUCAUUUAGGCCUCCUUGUCUCAAGAGUCUGUGAGCUAGCUGUCUUGAAGGACCAGAGCACUUUAAAUGAAGCCGUAGUGACACAGAGAGGAACGAUAGAGAGAAGCCAUCUUUAUGCCGUGGAACAAGCAGGCAAGACAAGGGGCUCCUGAGCCAUUCGGGAAAGCGUGUACAUUCACUAAGGAAGCCAUAUAAAACCUGAAUCCAAGCCCGUGGCUUUCUCUAGUCAUGUGUCGCCACCAGGGUCACUUUAUGGACCAGCUUGUUGAUAAAGGCAGAGUAGAGAAAACCAGUGGUUAAAGAGCUAUGGGUGCCGGGACAGCACAGCUUUGUAAUUGGGUGGCUUGGUUAAUUGUUUUUCUAUUAGGGUUGAAUUUAUUCACAUCUUGAAGAAAUGUUGAUGUAAAGACAAAGAAGGACGUUUGCUCACUUUGGUGUCCUUCACACAGUGCCUGUGAUAAAAAAAAAAUGUAUCUUAUCCCUAUUUAAAAAGGGCCCUGCUGACAACAUUUGCUCUAGUAAUGUAGAAAAAUAGCCAUAUAAGAAUUAGAGAAAUGAUUUUUUAACUUUCCCUGGCUGACUAAUCUCAGAGGCAAGGCUACAGAGAAACUGGAGAUGCCAUCUUUUCUGCCAUGUUGAUAGCAACAUUUGUGUAAUCAAGAAAAGCUGCUUAUUGAUGGUUAUUAUGCUUAUUAUGUUGAUGGUAAUUCAGAAAAUGUGUGUAGAAAUGUAUCCAGGCAGAAAGUUGGAUCCUUCGAUACUUAAGAUGUCACAGAAAGGCCGUUGACUUAGACUUAAUGGCAGGUUAUCACAUGAAACUUUUCCCUAUCAAUCACCCCGCGUUUUGAUUACUGGCAGUUUCCUGAAAUGACAUUGCCUUCCUGGUUCCACAAGUAUUAUCUGUCAAUAUGGCACCACUGCGGAGAUGUUUCUCUGCAGCACUGCUUGUCAGAGUCAACCAAAAGGAGCACAUGAACAAUUGUUAAUUACCCUUUCACUCUAGAGAUCGCUAUCGAUUAGAGAUUGACAGGAUGUAGGGUUAUUAUUGAGCAGAACACACAACAAAGAUGCUGUUGGGCUGUCUCCGAUGCUCACUGCCUUUCUUGCCAAAGUUCUCCAUCUUUUCCAAAUGGUUUGUGGAUUAUAAAUAUUAAAAGUUUAGACCCCAGAAAUUUAUCUUGAACAUCUCUCCUCUCUUUUUACCUUCAAGGCUACACCCAGCAUGUUUUCCUCCCUAGGGGUAAGAUCUUGUCUGCCAGGAUGAAAUGGAGGAUACAUCCUAAAAUAGAUGUGCAUCCUCCUUCAUUUGAGAUACUCACCUAUUAGAAGUUGCCUGAGUCUACGUGAUCUCAUGAAUCCACUGUAGAAAGGACUUUUCACUCAAAAACUAGUUUAUCCCAAAUUAUUUUCCCUGCCAGCCACCAGGAAACUCAUGGCAGAUCUUGUUCCCUUCUCCCAAACAUUGCAUUGCGGGUCGUAGGAUAAGAACCUAAGUAUUAGCUGUAGAAAUGCCACCUACCUCUCAGCGGCAUGGCCCUGUUUGCCCUAAUCAUAAUUAACUUUUAGAACUCUGUGUCCAAAGAGCCUCUUCACGACACUGGCAAUCUCAAUCAGCUGUGAACUAGAUCCCACCUUAUAACCCACCACUUCCAUGUGAAGACUCCUAAGUAUCCAUAUGUAUCUUUUGUGGUAUUGAUAGAUAAAAUUAGCAGGACGACCCUUCCCUUUAGGGCAUACUACUGUCAGAACUGCAAGAAGUGAAUGAAGAUCUUAGGACUUCGAAUGUCUCUCUGGAAGAAAUGCAUCCUGAACACGCUAAAGAGUUCUGGCUUUUCUUGUCCUUUUAUAAUGGCCAGUAGAAAAUUGUCCACCCAGUUUGAAGCAUAGAAGAAAAUAGUUGGUAAGGUUCUCCAUCAACCAUUCCGACGCUGUUUCCUUAUAUGCUCCCGCGAUACUCAAUGUGAAUAGUCUGUUAAUAUUGCUGUAAAGUAUUAUAUGAUUUGAACACAAACAUGUCAUUUUAUUAGACUCCAUCAAUCUAUAAUAUAUUAGACUGAUUCUUUAUCUCAAAUGCUAUGAGUUUGUAUAAUAUAUCUUGACAAAUUUUAUUACUGUGUUAUGUAACAAAAUGUGUAUUUUUGUACCUUGCAGAAACUGCUGCUAACUUUUAAAUUGUUUGGUUUUCAAGGCACUGAUAAUGGGCAUGAACAAGUCCAUGCUGUGUGUUAAAUAAAAUGUCAUCCUGCAGUUAACAGGCCCACAGAGAAACGCUGACUGCGGAGAGUUCUUUCGCUCGGCAAGCCUGAGCACCCUUUGAACAUUUCAUACACAAUGAGUUGUGGCCUUAAGUUUUUACUCAUAGUUUUUCUAGGGGAACAAAAGAGUGAAAUUGUUUUUCCUUUUUAUAUUUUUAAAUCUUGUUUACCAAAUAAGUUAUGCUUUAUACAUAACAGUCCCCCAUUUUGUCAGAAAUUGUGUUUUUUCAUUGUAUUUCUGUAGCAAUGUGGACUAGUUUGUCCAUAUGCUAAAAGAAAUAUCAGCUCAAUUUGAUUAAUUUGAUUGUGUGUAUGAUAUUAUUUCAUUUUUAGGCCAUUCAGUUGACUUCCUACACACACCAGGAUAUCUGUGCUUUGGAGGUAAUUUAUGAAGUAUGACAUUUCUCAUGACUACUAGAUCCCUGACUUGAGCUUUAUCACGUGGUCUCUGUAUAAGUUCAACUACUGUUUUCAAGGAAUUCAGCAGCUAGAAAAACAGAUUUGUUAGGUAGGAAUGACAAAAACACUUUCACAAAUGGUAUUGAUUGUAUUUCUACAAUGUGCACACACUAAAUUCUAUCUAAAUUUUAGAGAAAAAUAGAAACUUACUUUUAAUGAGGACUCAAUUGAAUAUUUUAGUUAAAUAUUUUCUUUAUAGUCUACUUUGCAUGUCAUAACACUGAAUCAGAAGGUUCUAAUUUGUCAGCCCAACAAAGAUCUUUCUGUUUUUGUUUUUUUUUAAAAAAGCCUCCAGUAAUUUUUUUAUACUGUGAAUAAUAAAUUUGGGUAAAGCA